AUGGUAGCUCUAACUAUACUAUGGUUGGCACUGGCACUAUUGCUGGGGCCCAUCGUCGGUCAACCCGCCCAUGAUAAUGUUAGCCUUAGCCUUAAUAGCACCUUCAUGCCUUUGGCUCCGGGUCCAGACCCCAUUCCCCCUCCCGAUCUUGAUCCUAAUCAUAUGGGCUGGAUCACAAAAUGGGCCGCUAUCGGUGAUAGCUUCACUGCAGGGAUCGGAGCUGGUCAAUUAUACAAUCAAAAUGAUGAUGACAAAACAUGUUCUCGGUAUGACAAGUCGUAUGUCCCACUCCUCCAACGGGUCAUUGGUCCUUCCCCAAAAAAGUUCCAAUGGCUGGCUUGUUCUGGGGCCAAGACAAGAGAUAUCCUUGAGCAAGUCAAAAAACUCGACAACGCCAUGGAUUUGGUGGUGAUGACAGCGGGAGGGAACGACCUAUGCUUGGUUGACGUUCUCAAGUCUUGUAUUUUUAUGGCUUGGAGCGCAGAUAAAUGCAAAGAUGCUAUUGCGAUCGCUGAGAAAAAUACCAAGGAACUCCUAGAGCCAAGGCUCACAGAGAUCCUUCGGGAGCUUGAAAAAAAGAUGAAACCCAGCAGCGGUAUUGUGGUCGUUGCUAGCUACGCUCAGUUCUUCCAUGAUCAGCCAACGGAAGUUGAUGAAUGUGCAAAACAUCAUCGCUGGGGAUUCCCACCAGUUGGAGGCCCUUGGGAGGGGAUUCCGCUGGACUUGGGAAAAAGACAAGUACUCAAUAAGUUGGUCCAGCUUGCGAAUGCAGGCAUCGAUAGAACAAUUGACCGGAUGAGAGAGCAAGGUGUGAAGUACAGGCUGCGUUUCGCAGAUUGGGACGACUGGGCCUCCGAUUCCCGGGUGGCUGGGCAGUUCUGCUGGCCAGGGUCUACUGGAGAGUACCCUGACGACAAGCAGCCCAAUCUGCAGUUCUUCAAACCGGAUACCAAAAAGCGCGCAAAACACGAUGAGGUGAAGAAGAGGGAGAUCACGGUAGACAAGGGUCAGCCGGAGCCCGUCAUAGAAGAGACGCACUACAGCGUCAAUGAAAGCCUCUACAAUGCGGAUCCUGCGGCCGAGGUCCUGCACACGCUCGGGGGUAGGGACCCGUACGAUCGUUGCAUGGCAGAUCACGACAACAAGCGAGACUGGGGAUUUGGGCUUCCAGAUCGGUGGGGAAAGUUUUUUCACCCCAAUGAGAAGGGCCACGUAACGAUCGCGUCGUUCGUGCUCAAUGAGAUCGUCUCCGCGCGGGCAUCACUUCUGGCUGUGGACAAUCCGAUCUGCAAUGAAGGGGAGUUGGACUACUUUCGUUGUAGGGUGACUGGACGCAAAUCCCUCAGACAUUAUGCACAAGUAGGCUUGGUGGAUGGAACCUACAAGACAUACUGCGACGAAGUCAAGCCGCCCGAAAAUGUGGCUAACUGGCACGACGAGCGCGUUUUCUACGAGGGCACACCGGAAGAGCACAAGUACUCCAUAAAGCUCAAGAAUGGUGCUAAGCAUUUUAGCAAGCAAGAAUGCAUUAAUAGCUUCUUGAGAAUUGUUCAUGGGUGCGACAUCUAUCGCGACGACAACCCGCUGUCCCUCAAGCACGGGGGGACAUGGAGAAAAGGGGAUUACACAUACGAUCUGGAGAUGGGCCGUACUAAGCGCCCUUGGCCUGUUCCGAAACCUACUGGCUCAUGCUUCGGAUGGUAUUAUUAUGCUUACGCAAGAUAUUAUAUCAAGGGUAAAAGUUGGGGCACCACUGACCAUGGUAGAGCACUCCGUGAUGCGGCGAAAAGCUGUGUCGGAGGAGGUCUCACAUUCUGGGAGUUCAAUUACUUCCACAAAGCCGAUUCGGACGGUUAUGAAUGGGAGGCAAAGUUCUCGACGCCCAUUUGGGUACUGUGGAGAUGUUUCAUGAACAACAAGGUCUUCAGGGAGAUUGGGGCACCAGAUAUUGGGUGUAGAGGCAAUGACUUUCCAUACUAAUCUUUGAAUGGUUGGGGGAUGUAACAGAUGGCAUUAAUGUUAAUUAGCUGUGGAAGUCAUGAUAAGUAACAAAGGGAAU
Aspergillus alliaceus is the source of this 2059-nucleotide messenger RNA. Its product is annotated as SGNH hydrolase-type esterase domain-containing protein. Bases 1 to 1980 code for a protein of 659 amino acids. The transcript has 2 exons. Gene Ontology annotation, molecular function: triacylglycerol lipase activity. The record is from RefSeq and is a predicted model, not a curated record. Gene Ontology annotation, biological process: triglyceride catabolic process. Lineage: Eukaryota; Fungi; Ascomycota; Eurotiomycetes; Eurotiales; Aspergillaceae.